Messenger RNA from Boleophthalmus pectinirostris (great blue-spotted mudskipper), 1776 nucleotides. Its product is annotated as ectonucleoside triphosphate diphosphohydrolase 2-like. The transcript is spliced from 9 exons. The record is from RefSeq and is a predicted model, not a curated record. NCBI's taxonomy places the organism in Eukaryota, Metazoa, Chordata, Actinopteri, Gobiiformes, Gobiidae. Gene Ontology annotation, biological process: nucleoside diphosphate catabolic process. Gene Ontology annotation, molecular function: GDP phosphatase activity; UDP phosphatase activity. Gene Ontology annotation, cellular component: plasma membrane. The coding region runs from base 6 to 1622 and encodes 538 amino acids.
CCUUUAUGUCCGGAGCAUCUGAGUUAAAAGCAUCUCACGAAACGAGUCAUCAUAACCACAGACACGCAGCAGCAGCAGCAGCAGCAGCGUGCGUAACCGCGCUUUUAGCCAAGAUGACUCCCCGUUGCGCACAGGUCGUUCCCGCCUUGGCGCUCCUCUUGUUGGCGCUGAUUGGUAUUCUUCUCUUGGUCAUACCGACGAGAGAGCUGCAGAAACCGCCAGAAUUUGAGUAUGGAAUUGUCCUGGAUGCUGGCUCCUCCCACACGUCCAUGUACAUCUACAAAUGGCCCGCCGAUAAACAGAAUGGAACAGGCAUUGUCACCCAGCAUGACGAGUGCAAUGUCAAAGGUAAAGGGAUCUCAGGUUAUGCAGGUGUUCCUGGUGGAGCAGCUAAAAGUCUGGAGGAGUGUCUCCAACAGGCUGUGCGGAACAUCCCCAAGAACAGACACAGUAAAACCCCUCUGUACCUGGGGGCCACGGCGGGCAUGAGGCUGCUGGAGGAAAAAAAUGCCUCCGAGUCCCACCGUGUUUUAAAAGAGGUGGGCACCAAAUUGAAGUCGUACCCAUUCAACUUUAAAGGAUCCACUAUUCUGAGCGGGCAGGACGAGGGGGCUUUUGGCUGGGUCACUGUCAACUACCUACUAGAGAACUUUGCAAAGUAUGGUUUUGUGGGGCAUUGGUUGAAUCCUGGUAAAGACACGAUCGGUGCUUUGGAUUUGGGUGGAGCCUCGACUCAGAUAACAUUUCAAACAGAGAUACAGUUAGAGAACCCUGACAACUCCAAGAAACUAAAGCUCUACGGACAAGAGUACCAGCUGUACACUCACAGCUUCCUCUGCUACGGACAAGACCAGUUCCUGCGCAGACUGCUGGCUCUCCUCAUCACCACUCAAGGUGUAAGUAAUGGCACAGUGUUCAACCCCUGCUAUCCCAAAGACUACAGCACAUCUGUAAACCUGGAGGCAGAUGUCUUCAGCUCUCCUUGCACCAAGAAAUACAAACUCCAAACCGUAGAUCUGAAAAGCGAUGUUACACUGCAAGGCACAGGCAACCAUCAGCAGUGUCUAUCCUCUGUCCAGAAGCUGUUUUCUUUUGACAAAUGCAACUUCUCCAGGUGCAGCUUUGAUGGAGUCUACCAGCCUGCCACAUCUGGGAAAUUCAUGGCUUUCUCCGCCUUUUACUUUUUCAAUAGCUACGUCACCGCACUCACCAACAUCUCAGACCCACGGCGUAUGAAGGAGGCAAGCCAGCUUGUCUGUAACAUGAACAUCAAGCAGAUGAUGGCGAUCACUAAGCAGCCCGAAAAAUAUAUGAAGAAUGUCUGUGCUGUGUCCAAUUACAUGCAAGUUCUUCUAACAGAGGGCUACGGUUUCAACAACUCUACGCUUCCCAUGAUUGCCUUUGAGAAGAAGGCCGGAGGGGCAUCUGUGGGCUGGUCUCUGGGCUAUAUGCUCAGCCUUACCAGUCAGUUGCCACAGGAGAGACUCAGUGUGUUGAAGGCCAUACCCCCUGGACCCUGGUCAGGACUCGUGAUCCUCUUCGCUGCUCUGCUCCUUAUGACUCUGGUUCAGUUAGGUUGGCUGUUCUGUAGAAAAAACAGUCCUAAGAUGGGCGUGGUGUAAAAAAUUAUACCUUUGUGCAACUGGACACCUCUUUAAAUGGGACAUUUGUAUACAAAAAAAUUGUGGAACUUUUAUGCUAGAAGCUGGCCUGUUAUCAUCACAAUUGUCAAAUGAACCUCUUUGCAAUAUUGAAUAAUUAACUUCAGAAAUGAGA